AUGGCAGCAAUCACACAAUCCGUUCAAGAUGAGCCCAACGUGGCGAAUGAUCUUUCCAACUCUCGGCUUUUUAAACCCAUCAAGAUUGGCAACAUGAGGCUUCACCAUCGUAUAGCCAUGUGUCCUCUGACUCGUUAUCGAGCCUCGGAUGAGCAUGUCCCUACGCCUUCUUUCCAGGAUUAUUACGGCCAAAGGGCAUCUGUUCCCGGCACACUCUUAAUUUCAGAAGGCACCUUUAUCUCUCCGGCACAUGGAGGAUUCGCCAAUGCACCUGGCAUCUACACUGAUGAGCAGAUCAAGGCGUGGCGACCUGUCACGGAUGCUGUUCAUGCAAAAGGAGGAUUCAUAUUCUGCCAACUCUGGGCACUCGGCCGAACUGCUGAUCCCGACGUCGCAGAGAAGGAGGGGAUUACGUUUCGCAGCUCUAGCGACGUUGCCCCGGAUUCAGUCCGACCCAAGCCGAAACCAUACACCAUCCCCGAGAUUCAUGAGUGUAUUCAGACUUAUGCGCAGGCCGCUAAAAAUGCCAUUGAGUCUGGCUUCGACGGCGUCGAACUCCAUGGAGCAAACGGAUAUCUUAUCGACCAGUUUAUCCAGGACAAAUGCAACAAAAGAACCGACAUCUAUGGCGGUAGCAUUGAGAAACGUUCCCGGUUCGCCGUCGAGGUGGUUGAAGCAGUCUGUGAUGCCAUUGGCCCCGAGAGAACAGGCAUAAGGUUCAGUCCUUGGAGCGUUUACAACGACAUGCGGAUGGAGGACCCGAUCCCACAGUUCUCAGAUCUGAUUGAGAGGCUGAAGCCGUUCAAUCUUGCAUAUCUUCACUUGAUAGAAUCCAGGAUUGCUGGUGCACAAGAUGUCGAGUCUUGCAGCACCGACAAGUUGACCUUUGCCAUUGACAUCUGGGAUGGACCGCUGUUGAUCGCUGGCGGGUAUACCCCUGAGAGUGCACGAAGGCUUGUGGACCAUGAUCAUCCCACCAAGGAUAUCGUGGUUCCGUUUGGGAGAUAUUUCCUCUCUACGCCAGAUCUUCCAUUCCGGAUCCAGAGAGGACUGGAGCUCAACAAGUACGAUCGCGCAACUUUCUACACGCCAAAGGCAAUUAAAGGCUACACCGAUUAUCCUUUCAGCAAGCAGUUCUUGGAAUUCAUCAAGGGUAGUUAG
Messenger RNA from Fusarium vanettenii 77-13-4, 1161 nucleotides. RefSeq lists its product as uncharacterized. Bases 1 to 1161 code for a protein of 386 amino acids. Lineage: Eukaryota; Fungi; Ascomycota; Sordariomycetes; Hypocreales; Nectriaceae. The transcript has a single exon. Gene Ontology annotation, molecular function: FMN binding; NADPH dehydrogenase activity. The record is from RefSeq and is a predicted model, not a curated record.